Setaria italica (foxtail millet) is the source of this 2090-nucleotide messenger RNA. Its product is annotated as putative fatty-acid--CoA ligase fadD25. NCBI's taxonomy places the organism in Eukaryota, Viridiplantae, Streptophyta, Magnoliopsida, Poales, Poaceae. Gene Ontology annotation, biological process: lipid biosynthetic process. The record is from RefSeq and is a predicted model, not a curated record. The transcript has a single exon. Bases 1 to 1974 code for a protein of 657 amino acids.
AUGUCCACCGAGAACUACGACCCGUACUACCCCGACCAGCCGGUGGUCGACCAGUACCUCCCGGUAUGGGCCAGGCAGCCGGCAUUCGGCCCCAAGCCCGCCUUCGUCUGGGCCGACGAUGACGACCGGCGCGCCGGCACGCCGUCGUACGCCGCGUUGACGUACUCCGAGCUGAACGCCGCCGUGCAACGCAUGGCUCGCGGCCUCCUCGAGACCGUGCGCAGGGGCGACACCGUCCUCCUGCUCGCCUCGCCGGGCCUCCGACUGGUCAAGUUCAUCUUCGCGUGCCAGCGCGCGGGGCUCGUCGCAGUGCCCAUCGUACCGCCCGACCCGUCCAAGAUUGGCACAGCGACCCAGGGCGCGGCUCACCGCCACCUCCUGCGCGCCGUGUCGCAGACGAGGCCGGCCGCCGCGGUCGCCGACGCGGGGUACAUUGGCGCGGUCAUGAACUCGCCGGUCGCCGCGCUGAAGCGUCUGCGGUGGGUGUCGGUAGGUGACUUGGAGUGCCACCGGGGUUCGGGUGAUGACGCGGCUGCCGGUGACGAGCCGGGACGAACGACGGGCUACGGGGGCUGCGCGCCGGGCGAGACGUACCUGAUCCAGUACACGUCGGGCGCGACCGGCGCCCCGAAGCCCGUCGUGGUCACCGCGGGCGCCGCAGCGCACAACGUGCGCGCGGCGAGGAAGGCCUACGACCUCCACCCGGGCAGCGUCAUCGCGUCGUGGCUGCCGCAGUACCACGACUGCGGCCUCAUGUUCCUUCUCCUCACCGUUGUCGCAGGCGCCACCUGCGUGCUCGCCUCGCCCGCGGCCUUCGUCCGGCGACCGCGCCUCUGGCUCGAGCUCAUCUCCGAGUUCAGGGCCACUUGCACGCCGGUCCCGUCGUUCGCGCUGCCGCUGGUGCUCAAGCGAGGACGUCCGGAGCACGGGACGCGGCCGCUCGACCUCGGCAGCUUACGGAACCUUAUCCUGGUAAACGAACCCAUCUACAAGUCACCGGUCGACGAGUUCGUGGAAGUGUUUGGCCGUGCUGGGCUCGACGCGGCGUCCAUCUCGCCGUCCUUCGGGCUAGCCGAGAACUGCACGUUCGUGUCCACCGCGUGGCGCGGAACGGAAGCAAGACUUUGGACUGGCCAGCUGAGCCUCCCGUCGUACAAGAAGCUGUUGCCGUCCGCCAGGCUGCCGUCCCUGGCGUCUUCCGGCGAGGAGCCGGAGAUCGACAUCGUCCUCGUUGACGGACAUACUGGAGACCCCGUUGCGGACGGCGUCGAGGGGGAGAUCUGGGUGUCCUCGCCGAGCAACGCGUCGGGGUACCUCGGGAACCCGUCAGCGAGCCACCAGGUGUUCUGCGCCAGGCUGCCCGGCGGGAGAGCCGGCGGCGCGAUCUUCGUGCGCACGGGCGAUUGCGGCGUGGUGCGCGGAACGGAGCGGUAUCUCUACGUGCUCGGCCGGAGCUCGGACGCCAUCGCCACCGACGGGCAACGGCGGCGCGUGCACGCGCACUACGUCGAGACGGCGGCUUUCGACAGCUCGGCGGAUUCGCUGAGAGGAGGCUGCAUCGCCGCCUUCGCCACGUCGCCGUCGUCCGUGGCGGUCGUGGCAGAGCUCCAAAAGGGAAGAGGCAACAGUGCGCAUCCGGGUAGCAUCUGCGACGGCAUAAGACGAGCCGUGUGGGAAGAAGAAGGCGUAAAGGUCGGGCACGUCGUGCUGGCCGAGAGCGGCGGCGUGCCGAAGACUACGUCGGGGAAGCUGCGACGAGGCUUGGCGAGGGAGAUGCUCGCCGGCAGACUGAUCCCCAAGGUUUUCGAGGUGCUCUAUGACCAAAACGCCACGUGCGUACGGGGCGGCGGCGAUGACAUGGAGGUGUGUGGGACGAGUUGGGUGGUAGGGGAGGCCGGAGGGGAGGUUGCUGGCAUGGUCGUCAUGGCCAGCGGGAGUGCUAGUCACCGCCUGCGUUUGCAAUCGUCUCUCUGAAGCUUGCUUGUACAACUGAGUGUUGUUGAGUGUGAAUUGUGCGGCCAUUUUUAUCCUUUUGCUUCCGCAUGUACGUAGAACAAUCGUUCUACGACUGAAUACAGGUAUCCGUGUAA